Messenger RNA from Pararge aegeria (speckled wood butterfly), 1947 nucleotides. RefSeq lists its product as uncharacterized. Lineage: Eukaryota; Metazoa; Arthropoda; Insecta; Lepidoptera; Nymphalidae. The transcript has 3 exons. The record is from RefSeq and is a predicted model, not a curated record. Bases 17 to 1171 code for a protein of 384 amino acids.
AACUAUAUAAUACACGAUGGGCAAAAGGAAAACAAAGGCGAGGGAAGCGAAGAUUCUUAGAAAGAUAAGGAAACUGGAAGAAAAAUUGUCGAACACACCGGCGAGGAAACGUAUAAUGCGUCUACCUUCUAGUAGUUCGAGUGACGAGAAUAAUAAUGUCAGCCAGACGAAGAAUGACAUAUUAUACCAGGCUUUACCGGAUUUGUUCGACACUCUUGAUGAUGUCACCGAGCGACGUCCAGACAUCGUGUUAUCAUUGGAGGACAUAACACGGCCUGAGGCGGCUGUUGAGAUACCAGCAGUUUCGCAGAUCGGCGGUGCCGAUUCAGCAGUCUCUGAAAUCGAGGGGAAUAAUGACCUCGAGUUGGAUGGGUCAGUACUUUCAUUGUUAGGUGAUGUUCCCGAACUUGUUACUGAACUCGGACCUCCUAUCCAUAAGGAUAUUACCACAAGAUGGCAAGACAUUUUGAAAAGAGGGCUUAAAAAGGAUAUCAAAAGAGACUUGGUAAAGUUAUAUCCUAUACCUAAUAAUUUAGAAACACUGGUACCACCAAUUCUCAAUCCUGAAGUAAAAGUAGCACUAGCAGAAAGUUUAGUAAAACAAGACUUUUCUAUUUUUCAUAAACAAAAACAGAUCGGGUUUGCAUUGUCAGCACUUAGUAAAUCUGUCGACUCUAUAAUAAGUGACCCAGCCAAAAAGUUACAUAUCGACACAAAAUCGAUAUUAUUAAGACAUUUAAGUGAUGCUUGUCGCAUUUUAUGUGAUGUAUACCAGCUCGAAACGAAAAGACGAAGAAUGCUUAUUUUAAGUUCGAUAAACCAGAAGAUGAAAGACAUCGUUAUGGAUACAUUACCUGAAAAAUAUCUCUUUGGUGACAACAUGUCGGAGAAGUUAAAGACAGCUCAAGGUAUUAAUUUUAAACAAAUUUUAAAAGUCGUACCGAAGACAAGUUUUUUGAGUAAAAAUGCUACGUCAACUACAUCAGUCCCAAAGUCUUUAAACCAACGGACCCCAUAUCGGAAAAUAGCAGCACGUUCUUAUAUGGGGAAACAACGACUGCAGGACCGUGCAGCGCCAGCACCAACUCCAGCGCCAGCUCAGGGCCGCCAGCGGCACUACCGCCGCAGCCCUCCACCUCCUCCGCGGCGUCAGAGACAGCAGCGGUUUUGAGCAUUGACCACGAGACUUCAUCACAAUCUGCACAGCUCGCUAGAAUUGAUUGCCGUGCGAUUGUCAGGAAAACGCUAAUAGAACGACAUCUUUCCUCAAGAUCUGUGGAUAUCAUCUUAUCGUCUUUAGCUGACAGUACCUAUAAGCAAUAUGAUGGAUGUAUUAGGUCUUGGAUAACAUAUUGCGAGAAUAAAGAACUAAACUAUUGCUCUGCAUCGAUUCCAGAAAUUAUACAUUAUUUAAGUCAGCUUUUUGACCAGGGAGCAAAGUAUGGGACUAUUAACUCUCAUAAAUCAGCAAUAAGUUUAUUAAUGGGAAAUUCUAUUGAUGAUACCAGAGUUAAGAGAUUUAUGAAGGGAGUGUAUAGGUUACGGCCUCCCGCGCCUAAAUAUGAUAUAACUUGGGAACCUAAUUUAGUUUUGAAUUAUUUAAGCAAGUUAUGGCCCAACCAUACGUUGAGCUUAGAGGACCUUUCAAAGAAAGCUGUUACACUUAUUGCCUUGGUGACGGCUCAUCGUGUCCAGACGAUAUCUCUCAUAAAGACUAGAAACGUGUUUGUAAAUCAGGGUAGUGAAGUGAUUAUCAAAAUACCCGACUUUAUAGAGACUUCUAGGUUAGAUGCACAUCAACCUUUGUUAAAACUCCCCUUCUUCACUCCCCGGCCUGAAAUCUGCCCAGCAUUAUGCGUCUUAGCUUAUUUAAAUAGAACUGAGAAUUUGCCGGUAAAUAAUCAAGACAGAUUAUUUUUAAGUUACAAGAAACCUUAUAAAGAGAUA